ACUUUUAAUUCUUUCUUUACAAAAGCAGAAUUGAAAAUCUGCGGCGUAGUUAGCUUAAGUGAGGGAUAAUGUGGGACGCUUUGCUAACAAAUUUCAAUAUAAAUCAUAUUAUUAGUCUCCAAUUUUUUCCAAUUUCAAUCGUUCGCUUACUUCUUCAGUCUAACUUACUCGCUCCUCUUUUUAAUGGAGGCGACCAAGACUGCGGCACAUUCCAACUAGAACUGAACUAAUGCACUGUUACUUGUAACGUCACGUCACAUAUCCGAUAUGAUGACUGCAAAUAUGAAUUUGAGACCAUAUAUUGCUUCAUCUUGUGAAGCUUUUUGCAUCAUUGAUAAGAAGACGGACAACAAGUUAUCUUCAGCUAGAAAUUAUUACACAGUAAAGCAUACACAGUCUGUUUCGCAAAUUAUCCAAUAGAUGUUUAGUUCAGUUUUUGAACCAACGAAACUAAUUCUAAUUUCCGCUUCCGCACUGGUCAGCUGAACAUUGAAUAGCGUCAUUCAAAAUAUGACCCCAUUCUCACGUGUAGCUCCUCCUCCAGUUGCUGAUUAUCCAGAAAACGACUCAUCAAAAUUCCCCAAUACGGUCGUUAAUUGCCACACGAUAUUACUAAAUGGGUUAUGAAGGCAAAUUUCAACUGCUUUUACUCUUUUUCUUUACUCUCUUUUCAAGCUCCUCACUUCAAACAUUCAACACCAUGCCUACUAUGCUUUGCAGUUGAAUGACGAGUAUGAAAUUCCCCUUCUUCUCAGUGCUUCAUGUUCAAAUUUCUCUUAGACAUACGCGGAGAUGGAAUUGCAAAGGCCCAGAAGAACAGUUAAAUUUAAUCAAAUUCAAUCUGCCACAAUUUACAUUUUCAAUUAAUCUCCAUAAUCAAUCACGGGGCGAUAAAGAAGCCCUCGAACAAAUUCCUACACAAAUAUUUUUCUUCCUUUUCUUGUUAACCUCCGAUUUCCACAAUCUAACCGCAUAAAUAAUUCAUUCGCAACAAGUUAUCCUAAACAGAAAAUCAACAAAAAAGCAUUUCAGUUGGCGCUACUUUUGAACUUAGUUACUGUAAUAUGGCAUAGCAUAUCCACACUAAGUUAAUCUACUAUAACAAAAAAAAAUAGAUAACGAUCGAACGAUUCUUCUAAGAUGACUAUUGGUUACUUCCGAUUGUAUUACGUAACUAGUGUAUUGUGCGCUUUGGUUGGUAUUCGGUUGGUCAGCAGUAAGCAUGCCGUGAGUAAGAUGCUGGAUUACAUCAUCUCAGACCAGCCGGACGAGUACGGGGCCAUCCGAUACGACAAAACCCUUCGACCCAACUUUGGAGGCGACGGAGUCCCGGUGGGAAUCACGAUGAACAUCGACAGUCUGGGUCCGAUAGAUGAGGUGAACAUGAACUUCCGGGUGGACAUCUCGUUCAGACAGUACUGGCGGGACAGCAGACUUAACUUCAGCAUCUACCCUGGCAACCAGUUCAACCACAACCUCACCCUCUCCCAUUCAUUCCUCACCCGCAUAUGGGUGCCAGAUACCUACUUUCCAGACUCACUCAGGGCGUUCAAGCAGGACGUGAUGGUUCCGAACGUGUUGAUCAGACUGUCCCCAGAUGGCAAGAUCCUCUACUCCUCCCGAGUGACAGUGAUCGCCAAGUGUCCCAUGGACCUACACUACUUCCCAAUGGACUCACAGACGUGUACUCUGAUGGUGGAGUGCUAUGGGUACACGUCGAAGGACCUCAACCUCUACUGGUAUGUGGGGGACGACAGUGUAGACAACACCAUCCGCAAACUGGCCCAGUUCCACCUGGAGUACUUCACCCUCGAGGAAGAAACACUACACUUCUCGACUGGAUCCUUCUCGCAGCUGCGAGUGCUCUUCCACUUCAAGAGAGACCUGCUCUACUUCAUCCUGCAGAGCUACGUGCCCUCAACUUUCAUCGUCAUGUGCUCCUGGGUCGCGUUCUGGAUCAACAGGUCCGGCAUACCCGGAAGAGCCUGUCUGUCCAUCACCACCGUCCUUAGCUUGAUCACUCUAAUUGGUUCCACGAACGCGAAGCUGCCCAAUGUGUCUGCAGUGAAGGCACUGGACGUGUACUUUGGCAUUUGCUUCGUCUAUGUCUUCGGGGGACUCCUCGAGUUCGCCACUGUCAUCUAUCUCGAGACGAAAGAGAACAAACUCAGCGCCCAACGCAAGGCUAAGGAGGAGGAGUCCCGGAAGUAUCGGGAGAAGAUGCAGAACACGACUGAGAAGCUGCUGCUGGACGAGAUAGAGACCAACUUCUCCCAAUCUAUUCCCAGGAGAGUGAGCAACGUCAACGACACUGUCGAACAUCAAGCACGGUCAAUCCUACUCGAGUACAAAUCCAUGAAACUAUCCGAGAACAUUUCCUCACUCAACACGGAGAGCAUACACUGUGGUGAUCUAAAUCAGGACGCCACAAACAGAAGGAUCAGUCGGGCCCCUUCUAAGUGGACAGCCUCCAGGAUAGAAAAGUACUCCCGGAUCCUAUUCCCCACCUCAUUCGUCAUGUUCCAGGUGCUGUAUUGGAUAUACUACAAUAUCAAAGAGAGCCACGAGAAAAACAAGUAGCCUCCUGUAGUUUUGAGUAGUAUCUUCAAGAUGCAGUAAUCUAGUAAAAACCAAAAUUCAAAGACUGUUUGAAAUUAUCUAUCCGGGCCUUGAUUCGACUAACGCAACAAAUAAAAACUCAUAACAAUUCUCAUUAAAAAAAAAGUUUCUUGGGUUUGAUCUGAAUAAUUUGAAUCGAAACUUGGCUCAAAAAUGUUCAAUGUUGUUGUAGGGAUAACUUAUCCGAAUGUUCUUUCUUACUAAUUGAUUUAUAAAAAAGAUUUCUACGAAACAAAAGAAUUUUUAAUAAACUUUAAGCAAAAAUUA
Symsagittifera roscoffensis is the source of this 2886-nucleotide messenger RNA. Its product is annotated as gamma-aminobutyric acid receptor subunit pi-like. Bases 1141 to 2580 code for a protein of 479 amino acids. Gene Ontology annotation, cellular component: synapse; plasma membrane; GABA-A receptor complex. Gene Ontology annotation, biological process: chemical synaptic transmission; regulation of membrane potential; signal transduction. The transcript has 10 exons. The record is from RefSeq and is a predicted model, not a curated record. Gene Ontology annotation, molecular function: extracellular ligand-gated monoatomic ion channel activity; chloride channel activity; neurotransmitter receptor activity. Lineage: Eukaryota; Metazoa; Xenacoelomorpha; Acoela; Convolutidae.